AUGCUUGAGAGCAUAAGAAUAGAGCCGAAGAUGAGCUACAGAAAGAUAGUGGGUGUGAACGGACCUCUUGUUAUAAUGGACAACAUCAGGUUUUUGAAAUAUGCAGAGAUAGUUAGCCUGACAUUACCUGAUGGAAGUAUCAGGCAAGGACAGGUUCUAGAAGUAUGUGGAAAGAAGGCUGUGAUCCAAGUGUUUGAGGGGACAUCUGGGAUAGACGUCAAAGAAACACAGGUUACAUUUACUGGAGAGACCUUGAAGAUGGGGGUGUCUGAGGAUAUUCUUGGAAGAGUAUUCAAUGGAAGUGGAAAGGUGAUCGAUGGAGGACCGAAGAUUAUUGCGGAGGACUAUCUUGAUAUCCAAGGGCAGCCUUUGAAUCCAUAUGCUAGGAUAUAUCCUGAAGAGAUGAUUCAGACAGGAAUAUCAUCGAUCGAUAUAAUGAACUCGAUUGCAAGAGGGCAGAAGAUCCCCAUAUUCAGUGCAUCUGGGCUACCACACAAUGAAAUAGCAGCACAGAUCUGCAGACAAGCAGGGCUUGUGAAGAGGAAGGAUUCAAUAGACAGUAGCGAUGAUAACUUUGCAAUAGUGUUUGCAGCAAUGGGGGUGAACGUGGAAACAGCAAACUUUUUCAGAAACAGUUUUGAAGCAUCUGGGUCGAUAGGGAGAACUGCACUGUUUCUCAAUCUGGCAAAUGACCCGACUAUCGAAAGGAUAAUCACACCACGACUUGCUUUGACAGCAGCAGAGUACCUUGCAUACGAGAAAGAAAAGCAUGUUCUUGUGAUUAUGACUGAUAUGAGUUCUUAUGCAGAUGCAUUGAGAGAGGUCAGUGCAGCUCGAGAGGAAGUCCCAGGUAGAAGGGGAUAUCCUGGAUACAUGUACACAGAUCUUAGUACGAUAUAUGAAAGGGCUGGGAGGCUUGAAGGAAGAAAUGGAUCAAUAACCCAGAUUCCAAUUCUGACAAUGCCAAAUGAUGAUAUAACACAUCCGAUUCCGGAUCUUACGGGAUAUAUUACUGAAGGGCAGAUAUAUGUUGAUAGGCAAAUUCACAACAGGCAAAUAUAUCCUCCUAUUAAUGUACUUCCAUCACUCUCUAGGCUGAUGAAGAGUGCCAUCGGAGAGGGGAUGACGAGGAAAGAUCACGGAGAUGUGUCGAACCAGCUCUAUGCAAAGUAUGCAAUUGGUAAGGAUGCCCAGGCAAUGAAGGCUGUUGUUGGAGAAGACUCACUUUCCCAAGAAGAUAAAAUUUCUAUAGAGUUUCUAGAGAGGUUUGAAAAGGAGUUUAUAAGCCAGAGGCACGACGAGUUGAGAACGGUGAGUCAAUCAUUAGAUAUUGCAUGGGAUCUUCUUAAGAUUUUCCCUAGGGAGAUGCUUAAUAGGAUUCCAUCUGAUAUACUGGAUGAAUUCCACUCUGCAGCACCCACUAGGGCUGAGUAG
Molecule: messenger RNA, 1434 nt
Organism: Encephalitozoon romaleae SJ-2008
Lineage: Eukaryota; Fungi; Microsporidia; Unikaryonidae
Product: vacuolar ATP synthase subunit B
Exons: 1
Coding region: 1-1434 (477 amino acids)
Biological process (GO): ATP metabolic process; proton transmembrane transport
Cellular component (GO): proton-transporting V-type ATPase, V1 domain
Molecular function (GO): proton-transporting ATPase activity, rotational mechanism; ATP binding
Source: RefSeq, a predicted model, not a curated record